UUCGUCUUUCGUCAUCGACAUUAUUAAAGAACCCACAAAAAGUUAUACUUCAAUUCAUCAAAAAGGUUUAAUCCUUAUCGAUUUUUUUGAAUAUUUUAAAUAAUAUUGCCCGGAGAUGGCAAAACGCGGUGGCGGGUCAUCAGAAAGUGGUGGAUCGGAAAGUGGGGCGGAUGAAAAAGGGAGUAGUAGACGGACCCGGUUUGAAUAUUUCGGGUGGGUUUAUCAUCUGGGUACAAAUUCAAUUGGGCGUGAAUUUUGUCAUCUAAGGUUUCUUUAUAUUCGUGGCAAAUAUGUAAUCAUGUAUAAACGUGAUCCUCAUGAAAACCCUGGCAUUAAACCAAUACGGAGGGGUGUGGUCGGGAACACCCUUAUGGUGGAGGAGUUAGGAAGAAAAAGGGUCAAUGAUGGUGAUCUUUACGUUUUAAGGUUCUACAAUCGGUUGGAUGAGGAAAAGAAAGGAGAAAUUGCUUGUGCUACAGCCGGAGAAACCCGAAAAUGGAUGGAAGCAUUUGAUCAAGCAAAACAGCAGGCUGAGUAUGAGCUUUCUCAAGGUUCCACCAGAAACAGAUUGAGCAUGGAGAAUGAGAUUGAUCUCGAAGGGCGUCGACCUAGAGUAAGGAGAUAUGCAAAUGAUUUAAAGAAGCUGAUAAGAAUAGGACAUGGUCCAGAGAGACUUGUCACAAGAUCUUCAAACUUGGGUCGACAUCAUAGAUCUAGCGAGUUGGAAGAUGCUGAAGAUGUUGUUGAAGUACAUGAAUGGAGAUGUGUCCGUACAAUCAAUGGUGUCAGAAUCUUUGAGGAUGUGUCUGACCAUAAGCCGCACAGCAAAACUGUUAUUGUGAAGGCCGUUGGUGCUGUGGCUACAAGUCCGGAUACUGCUUUUGAGGUGGUUCUGAACCUUGAUCGACACCGGAGAUACGAGUGGGAUGCAUUGACUAGUGACUUAGAAGUUGUAGAUUCUUUAAAUGGACAUUCUGAUGUUGUGUAUGGAUCUUAUGAUACCAGAUGCUUAACUAGUCAAAAACUGAUGUGCUGUUCUUAUAGGUGGCAGUCUAAGCGUGAUUUUAUAUUUUCUAGACAAUGGUUUCGUGGACAAGAUGGAACAUAUACGAUCUUGCAGUUUCCUGCAAUACAUAAGAAACGACCUUCAAAAUCAGGAUAUCGGCGAAUAAAAAUUAAUCCUUCGUCUUGGGAGAUCAGGAAUCUGAGAGCGUCGGGAGUAUCAAUCGGUGAUAGAUGUCUUGUAACACAUAUGUUAGAGAUGGAUUCAGCAGGAUGGUUAAAAUGGAAGCGUGGUGAAUGCUCAAAGUUUGAAAGUUCAAUUCCUUGUGCGUUGUUAAAUCAAGUGUCAGGUUUAAAGGCGUACAUUGAGGCAAACCCUGCUCUUACGUGUGAAUCUUCCACAACACUGGUUGAUACAAAAUCGUCUGAUGUUUCUGGAUCCAUUAGUGAGUUUGAAGAUGCAGAAACGGCUGAGGAGUUUUAUGAUGCAAUUGCUGAUGAUUCAUCAUCAUCUUCCGAUGAAGAAGAAGAUGGUGGUGCUGAACUUGACAGCAAGGGCCGGAGAGUGAAGCUGAAGAAUGUUUCAUGGGCUAUCGCCCGCUUGGCUUUAACGGCAAAGAAAGCUAUGGAUUCCAACAAUGAGUUAGAUCCAAAUGUAGAUCCAGUUACUCUUGAUCCUAGUGAUUUUCCUGGUUCAAUGCACAAAGCGAAAAGUGAUGCCGAUACCAAUUGUUGGACAUCUCCAAGUGGUGCUGGAUUUAAGAUCCGAGGAAAGACAUACUUGAAAGACAGUACUAAGGUAGCCGGUGGGAAUCCCCUUCUGAAGCUUAUAGCAGUUGACUGGUAUAAACUAGAGACUUCCAGAAGUAAAGUGGCAUUGCAUCCCAAAUGCAUUGUUCAGUCAGAAGCUGGGAAGAAACUUCCAUUCAUCCUUGUCAUGAACCUGCAGGUUCCCGGGAAACCAAACUACAGCCUAGUUCUCUACUAUGCUGCUGACAGGCCCGUAAAUAGAAAUUCUUUGCUGGGCAAAUUUAUUGAUGGGAAUGACGCGUUUCGUGAUUCAAGAUUCAAGCUGAUUCCAAGCAUUGUACAGGGAUAUUGGAUGGUUAAGCGUGCAGUCGGGACAAAAGCUUGCCUAUUGGGAAAAGCUGUAACUUGCCACUAUUUAAGACAAGAUAAUUUCUUGGAGGUUGAUGUAGACAUUGGGUCGUCAUCCGUUGCAAGGAGUGUGAUUGGUCUGGUUCUUGGAUACGUAACAAGCCUCGUGGUUGAUCUUGCCAUCUUAAUUGAGGGAAGGGAGGAAAAAGAACUACCUGAAUACAUUCUUGGAACAGUUAGACUAAACAGAGUGAGACUCGAUACUGCUGUUCCCCUUGAAUAAUAAUGUCAAUAUAUGGUUGAUAAGAUGUCACUUCCGGUGUAUAUGACUAUUAUUUGCUACAUUGAGCACCUCUCGAUAGGCAAGAUACUGUUCUUAAUCUCCAGAAACUGCCACGGUUGUUCAGAUCCUGCAAAAAACUGUAUCAAUAUGUACAAAUGUUAAGAGACAACAGCCACUCCUAUGCUUUAAUUGACCUGAUAUGAUCAAAUGAAUUGCUGCUGCGUGUUAAAUAAGCAAGAAUUUAAGACCAUCUUUUUUUUUUUCUCAACGUCUUUUCUUAUGGUGGCUACUUUUGGUAGCCAACUUUGAGUUGUGAACUUGCUGGGAGUAUUGCUCUGAGUGUCAAUUAGCAAAAAUGCAACAAUUUCGGUCCAAUGCAAAACAAUUUCAAUUUA
Erigeron canadensis is the source of this 2778-nucleotide messenger RNA. RefSeq names its product protein ENHANCED DISEASE RESISTANCE 2-like. The transcript is spliced from 22 exons. Bases 116 to 2383 code for a protein of 755 amino acids. Lineage: Eukaryota; Viridiplantae; Streptophyta; Magnoliopsida; Asterales; Asteraceae. The record is from RefSeq and is a predicted model, not a curated record. Gene Ontology annotation, molecular function: lipid binding.